AUGCAGGUGGCUUGCUUUGCGCUGGAUAGACAGGGGGCCGCCAGCGACGAUGAAGGGGAGGAGGGCUGCCCCAGCCAUAGAGAAUGGAUCCUGCCAAAUGAGGAGUUUGAGGGGCAGUGGGAGACGCUGUACUACGAGACGUGCAUCAAGCAGCGCCUGCUGCGCUAUGCCACCUCAGCACUGCGCUUUUCCAUGCAGGGGGUGGACCCCGGCCUCAUCAGCUGGAACAGGGUGGUCCUCCUGCACGGUCCGCCGGGCACGGGCAAGACCUCGCUCUGCAAGGCCCUGGCCCAGAAGCUGUCCAUUCGCCUCAUGCCGCAGUUCUCCCAGGGCAUCCUGAUCGAGGUAAACGCCCAUUCCCUCUUCUCCAAGUGGUUCAGCGAGUCCGGCAAGCUCAUCGGCCGCCUGUUUGCCAAGAUCCAGGAGGUGGUGGAGGAUGCCUCCAGCCUGGUGUUUGUCCUCAUCGAUGAGGUGGAGAGCCUGACUGCGGCCAGGAAGUCUGCAGUGGGAGGGUCCGAACCCACAGAUGCCAUCCGGGCGGUCAAUGCCAUACUGACUCAGCUGGAUGCCCUGAAGCGCCACCCCAAUGUCAUGGUCCUCACCACCAGCAACAUCACUGAGGCAAUUGAUGUGGCAUUCGUGGACAGAGCUGACAUAAGGGCAUACAUUGGCCCACCAAAUUUGGAGGCUCGGUACGCCAUCCUCGCCUCCUGUCUGUCGGAGCUUGAUCGGGCCGGGAUUGUGCGGGACAUGGGCAGCAUCCCAGGCUUCUCCCAUGCACUCCGGCUGGGGACCGUCAUGGACGAAGGCGGGGCGGAGGGCCUCGCAGAUCAUGUGGCCAGGUGCUUGGGCCCCAUCAGUUGA
Messenger RNA from Auxenochlorella protothecoides, 864 nucleotides. RefSeq names its product Pachytene checkpoint protein 2-like protein. Gene Ontology annotation, molecular function: ATP binding; ATP hydrolysis activity. Gene Ontology annotation, cellular component: nucleus; chromosome. The transcript is spliced from 6 exons. Bases 1 to 864 code for a protein of 287 amino acids. Gene Ontology annotation, biological process: reciprocal meiotic recombination; meiotic recombination checkpoint signaling. Lineage: Eukaryota; Viridiplantae; Chlorophyta; Trebouxiophyceae; Chlorellales; Chlorellaceae. The record is from RefSeq and is a predicted model, not a curated record.